Molecule: messenger RNA, 1125 nt
Organism: Pollicipes pollicipes
Lineage: Eukaryota; Metazoa; Arthropoda; Thecostraca; Pollicipedomorpha; Pollicipedidae
Exons: 4
Coding region: 151-1125 (324 amino acids)
Source: RefSeq, a predicted model, not a curated record
UCGCUGUGUGGAGUGACGAGCGUGUCACCGUGCUGGGGUCGAGACCGGGCGUCGCCCUGAGCCGUCAGUCGCAUCGGACCCACGGAAAGCAACCAGCUGGCGCCAUCCCAGUGACGUCCGUCAGCCAGCGCGCGGCGGCGUGACAUCGCCAUGACCCCGGACGCGUCGUCGUUGCUGGGCCAGGUCACGUGGUCGGACGAGGCGGCGUCGCUGGCCGAACUGCUGCAGCGCCACGAGCUGCCGCUGCUGGUGAAGGUGCAGAAGGGCCAGUACCUGAGCCUGGGCCCGGGCGGCCUCUCCAGCCUCGGCGUGCACAGCACACUGCUGCUGACCUCCGGCGGCCGCCGGCGCCGGCUGCUUGCCCAGGCCGUCAAAUUCAAGGACAGCAGGCGCAUGGUGCCGGUCGGUCAGAAGCUGCUCAUCCCGGACACCUUUGACGGCCUGUUCGAGAUCCUGAGCGAGGAGGGCCGCUCGGUGCGCGCCAUCGAGGGCGUGGCCGAGCUGGCGCGUCUCUUCCCCGACUCGUGCAUCGUGCGCUGCAGCUGCAAGGCUUUCGUCUCCAAGUCGGACAGCGUGGACACGAUCACGGAGCGCACGCGCACGCUGCAGAGCGGUGAGACGCUCGUGCUGGUGGGCGAGGUGGUGCGGCCGCGCGGCCGUGGGCCGGCCCGCUUCCUGCGCUGCUUCGACAGCAGCGGCGAGAACGUCUACCUGCCGCACGAGCUGAAGGCGCGCUUCAGCGCCGUCGCCAAGGAGAGCAGCAUCAGCGGCGUGCACAGUGUCGCCAACCUGCUCAACAAGCGGCUGCCGCUUAACGUUCGGCUGGUGAGCGGUAGGCCGGCCGAUGGCUCUCGGCUGGCGGUGCCCGAGCUGCGGCUGCACACCACCUUCGAGCAGGAGCUGGUGCUCGGCCUGCCGCUGCACAAGGACAGCGUGGUGGUGGCCAUGCCGCCGACGCAGCUGGCGCGCACGGCCGAGUUCGGCCGUCUGUGCGACCGCGCCGCGCAGGUCUGGCUGCACUCAGCCGACCGCAUCCAGCCGUUCGACGUGGCGCUGCCACGUGACCCGCGCCUCGACGGCAAGAAGGCGGCGGUGCGGCCGCUCGGCCGAGAAGCCGACCCGUGA